UGAAAUAUAUUAAACUGCCUUGAUACUCUCCUUCUGGGGAUAGGAGCCACAUCUAGUGCUCAGAUUACAAACUCAAUUUGAAAGUAUAAGUAUUUUUUUCCCCUCUUUAAUCAAACCACGUGGUGCCAGGUUUACUGUGAGUUUAGUGUAAGUGUUCAAGGCCUUUCCUGAGCUGCAUUGAGCAGCUGAUUAGGGCUGUGAAAUGAAAUGAAGGGGAGGGACUGAACUCUGCAGGAAGCUUGACGGCAGAGUCUCGUUUCAGUGAAGUCACUUGUGUCUGUUGUGUGUGAAACCUACUUCUGAGUUGCACGGCAAGCUGAGGAACCGAUAAGAAAUCACCGCUGAGCUGUGACCACCACAUCGCCCCGCAACGAGAGGAGGCAGAGGACGUCCUGGAGGAGGUCAAAGAUUUUUUAGAAGUUUUUUUUUUUUUUUUUUUUUUUCUAAAGUUAAGGCGAACACUUUUCUUUCUUCUAAUUUUGGAGAUGUUUCUCACGUUAUCAGGAGCAAAUAUAUCCCCUGCUCUUCACUGGAAAUACAGGCGCUGAGGAGAGUCGUUUUAUUUCGUUUUAAAGUGCGCUGGGACAUGAAAAUGAAUAAUCAAUCAAUGACAGGGAAGACCAUGAUUCCGACCAUUCCCUCUAUCAUGUUCAUUUUCGGGGUGGUUGGAAAUGUCAUCGCCAUUGUGGUUCUUUGUAAAACUCGCAAAGAACAGAAAGAAACCACGUUUUACACCCUGGUGUGUGGACUGGCUGUCACGGACCUCCUGGGCACACUGCUGGCCAGUCCGGUCACCAUCGCCACUUAUGUGAAGGGCGCGUGGCCCGGAGAGGACCCGCUGUGCCAAUACUUUGGAUUCACUUUGCUUUUCUUCUCUCUGUCUGGGCUCAGUAUCAUCUGUGCCAUGUCGGUGGAGAGAUACAUCGCUAUAAACCAUGCCUACUUCUACAAUGACUAUGUGGACCAGAAGUUGGCCGGGUUGACUCUAAUUGCGAUCUACAUAUCUAAUGCGUUUUUCUGCGCCCUGCCGGUUAUGGGAUUCGGACAAGUGAGGAAACAAUACCCGCAAACGUGGUGCUUUUUGGAGUGGAGGAGCAACAGGACCAGCGAUGCCGCGUACUCCUACAUGUAUGCGGGGUUUAGCUCUGUUCUCAUUCUCGCCACUGUUAUCUGCAACGUGCUGGUGUGUGUAGCUCUGAUCCGGAUGCACCGCCGUUUCGUGCGCAGGAUGUCUCUGGGAACCGAUCUGGGGCGCAGCGUGGACCCGCGGAGGAGAGGACGCAGCUUCGGUCGCCUGGCCGGUGCGGAAAUUCAGAUGGUCAUUCUGCUCAUUGGCACAUCGGUGGUGGUGCUAAUCUGCUCCAUCCCACUUGUGGCUCAGGUGUUUUUGAACCAGCUUUAUAAAACUCCUGUGGAACUGCGGCUGGACAAAAACCCAGACCUUCGAUCGAUUCGUUUUGCCUCCUUCAAUCCUAUUCUUGACCCCUGGAUCUACAUCCUGCUCCGAAAGGCCGUCUUCCUCAAGGUCAUUGAGAAAAUCAAGUGCCUGUUUUGUAAAAUGGGAGCAAGGAGGCAACAGAGACAGGGGAACUUCCACUGCAUAGAUGGUCAUCAGCUCUCCUCGGUCAUCUCGAACCGGGACUCUCAAUCCUUGGUGUCUCAUGAUUUGAGAGAUGUCACCAGUACCUCCCAGACGUUUCUCUACCUGCCAGAGGGUAGUGAAAUGUACACUGGAGACUGCCAAAGGGCAGGCAGACACUCUCGUUCACAACCUUCUUCGGUCAGAAAUUCGCAGAUUUCUUGUGCGUCUGAGAAGGGCAGCAUUGAUGCUCAGACCAGAGAAGGGACAAACAUUCUCACAGAUAAUUCACGCUUGACCUGCCCUAAAGAUCAAGCUCUUCAGGUGACAUUAAGCAGUGAGGCAGUGGAAGAGAAAUGUAUCUGACUAAACUCUAAAUCAGGAGAAAGAUCUCUGAUUGCUCUGAGGUAGAAUGUGUACCAGAGGACUUCCCCACUGAAGAAAAACCUCUGAAAACAUGGAGGUAGGCACAUAAAAAUAAUAAAUGACUCUCACUCAUGAAGUCGGGCACAUACAGAAAGAGAGAAGUACUGUGAGCUUCAUCGUAAAGUUCUCUGUCUCAGCACCCAGCUACCUCAGCCAUGACUGUCUCUGACUGUGUCAGCAAGACAGAUGUUAUUCGGAAAUAUGAGAUGGAAAUCAAAUCCUGCAUAAUUUCACUUUUGUUCAGUCACUGUGGAAACCUUUUACUACUAUAAAGUAGAUGGCGGUAACUUGGAGUAAAUCAGUCAAAAGCUUGUGGUCACUUUGUUCAAUGAAAACAGUACUUAAUGUGAUUCGUGUGCGUAGUCACUUGCAUUUGUGCUGCCAUUGCAAGCAUCUAUUCCAUAACAAACUCUGUUGUGCGGUGCUUUUUGAAUGGCAUACCGUGUCAGUUCUAUGACACCAGUGUUUUUUUUCCCCCCUCUGCCCUGGAAUUCACAGAAAAAAAGAUAAUGUUUUAUUAUUCAUUAUUAAAAACAUAGCUCAGUUUGCCAUCAGACAUUGAGGGUACAAGGAUUCCAGUGCCAUAGUGAAUAUAAUUUCCCCUGCUACCGAAAAUGUGUUGUAAAUGAGUGGGCAUAUGUUGAUUAAUGUGCAGUAUUAAGCCGUCAGCUUGAGAACAGUUAUGUUCCAAAUGAUCACUGCUGUGUUAAAUCGUUUUUUUUUGUAAUAAAAUUAUUCUUCUCUAUGAGAAGGUUCUAAUUAAUCAGUCUCAGCUAGAGGAGUUCAGUCCAAAAUAAGUAUUAGUGUGCAGGUAUUAAUCACAUGAGUCGUAUAGCUUGGUCAGUAUUGAUGCUUGUUAUGAUGUUCCAGGAUUAGGAUUUAAUGUAUGAGUUAGGGGUGCAUCUAACUAUUAUUUCCAUUGGUGAUCAUCCAAAUGUGUAAUUUUGUGAAAACCCAGAUGACGUCUUGAAUUCUUUUAAUUUUUUUCUUAUUUUUUUUUUUUUUUUUAAUUUUCCCUAGAGGUAUUUAGUUUACAUUGGAACAAAGAAAAUUACUCAGAUUUAAGAAGCUGGUCAUCGUUUGGCAUUAGAUAUUCAAAAAAAAAAAAAAAAUCCAAAGAAAAUACGUUCAGUGUAGUAAGUAGAAAAACAUCCCAGUUUCCAUCAUUUAAGCAUGUUUAAAUGUAAAUAUUCACAUUUGGAAAAGGAAAAGGAAAAAAAAAAGAAUGAUUUAUUUUGUCUGUAUUAUCCAGAAUGGAUCCUCAGAACAGUUCUUGAGGUCCUGUCCUCUGCUGCAUUGUUUUCGUUGGUGGAGUUCCGUUAGUGCUUUGUGUCAGCCGACACGUUAUCUUACCACUAUAAUGUCUAAGGUUCUGAACUUUUGCACUCCGAUUUAUUUGGGGUUUUUCCACUUCUGUGAGCUGCUCGUCUGCAUCACAGUCUGCGCCCUUUCCCCUGGAAUCAAACGGACUCAGAUGGUUGCUUAAAUUGAUUGUUCAGAAUGACAUUUGAAUUUUAUUUUAUUUGAGUACACACAGGUGGCGUAAUAAACAAGCUCUUUUAAUUUAUUUUAAAUCUUUGAAUGAUGCACUUUAUUUUGUAUGUGGUCCAUGUUGUAAUGUAGAAUUCAAUUUGUGGACAUAUAGCUGAGCAUAGUGUUUGUUUUGUUUUGUUUUUUUUUGUUUUUUUUUGGUCUGGUGUCAUUUUUCAUAUCUGUAAACUGAGCAGCAAUGAUUCAGUCGGCUGUAAAUGAUUAACCAUGCUACUGUUUCAUGGCAAACAGUGCCUUUGACGUGUUGUCAUUUCUUGUCACCAUAAAGUGGAACUUCAUAACACGA
Messenger RNA from Mugil cephalus (flathead mullet), 3842 nucleotides. RefSeq names its product prostaglandin E receptor 4 (subtype EP4) a (gene ptger4a). Gene Ontology annotation, biological process: inflammatory response; positive regulation of cytosolic calcium ion concentration; adenylate cyclase-activating G protein-coupled receptor signaling pathway. NCBI's taxonomy places the organism in Eukaryota, Metazoa, Chordata, Actinopteri, Mugiliformes, Mugilidae. Gene Ontology annotation, molecular function: prostaglandin E receptor activity. The record is from RefSeq and is a predicted model, not a curated record. The transcript has 2 exons. The coding region runs from base 587 to 1945 and encodes 452 amino acids. Gene Ontology annotation, cellular component: plasma membrane.